Messenger RNA from Notechis scutatus (mainland tiger snake), 488 nucleotides. NCBI's taxonomy places the organism in Eukaryota, Metazoa, Chordata, Lepidosauria, Squamata, Elapidae. The record is from RefSeq and is a predicted model, not a curated record.
GCAACCCUCUGCAUUUACACUUCGAGGCCUUGCUCCGAGAAGACCACUGGUCGACCCCCAAACCCGACUUUCUGAAGCCGCCCCAUGUCAGCUUGAAAGACUUAACCAACAAUGUUGGUUCCCCAUCGCUUGCCGCUCCGGAUGGUCUGUUGAAAGGAUUGGCUGGCUUCGGCCUUUGCGUCCGACGUUCUGCGCCCAACAAACUGGGCGCUUCGCUCACGCCGCCACCUCUGUGCCUUGAAAACCCUCCCAUUCCGCAUGUCAAUCACAUGCCCCCUCAUCCCGCCACAGCCAGCAGCAGCAGCUCUGCGUUGCCUGCCAAAAAGAAAAAAGUGGAAACUUCCUACGAUAUCAACAACAUUGUCAUUCCGAUGUCCAUGGCCUCCGCCACCCGGGUGGAAAAAUUGCAAUAUAAAGAGAUUUUAACCCCCAGCUGGAGAACAGUGGAUCCCAAAGAGUUGGUGAUGUUAGAGGAAGCGGACACAGAG